Molecule: messenger RNA, 635 nt
Organism: Brassica oleracea var. oleracea
Lineage: Eukaryota; Viridiplantae; Streptophyta; Magnoliopsida; Brassicales; Brassicaceae
Exons: 1
Coding region: 225-485 (86 amino acids)
Source: RefSeq, a predicted model, not a curated record
UAUAUUCUCUAACCAAUACCAACAAUAAAAUUAACAUUAUUUUAUAUCCAAUAUAAGCUCCUAUCCUUCUUCCUCUCCAUCCUUUUCCAUCUACCUUUGAAUCUUUUCAUACGUGUAUAUAAAGCUUUACUUCCUCCUCUGCUACUCCUUUUCUAUCAAUCACCAAAACAAAUUCAUUGGCUUAAACCCUAAACCCCAAGCACCUGGGCUACCACAAACCAAAAAUGAGACCCUUUGGCUUGGUCUUUACGGUCAUGUUCUUGGUCUCAGCCUUUUCAGAAUCAAGAACCGCGGACUGUAGAGUUCUCCUUGGUGGCUCAUCAGAGGAAAUUAGUCAAUCUAAGAAUCAUGGUGUCGAUUUUCGAAGUAAAGAGUUGUUAGGGGUCGUGAUACGUGGUUAUAAAAGGUUACGAUCGCUCUCUUCAGCUGGAGAGAGGAUGCACACAAUGGCUUCAGGACCGAGCAGGAGAGGUGCUGGUCACUAAAAGACUAUUUACUCACUUACAUUAUUUUCUUAUACAUCAAAAUGUUUUUUUAGCUCAGGUUAUAGUAAAGGAUUUUCCAUUUGUUAUAGAUCAUUAUAUUUAUUCAGUCACCAAUGUAUAGUUUAUAAGGGAGAAAUUCAUUUGAGCAUA